CCCGAGCCGUAUCACACGUCCGUCCUCACUGGUCGCCUCUGGAUCCAAGAGCUUCUGCAUGGCCACCGUAAUCGAAUGUCAGACAACAUCGGGACUCGCCCUUUCGUCUUCCGAGCACUCGAGCGGGAAUUAAUCCGACGAGGAGGACUGCGU
Schizophyllum commune H4-8 is the source of this 153-nucleotide messenger RNA. RefSeq lists its product as uncharacterized. The transcript has a single exon. The record is from RefSeq and is a predicted model, not a curated record. The annotation marks the transcript as partial. NCBI's taxonomy places the organism in Eukaryota, Fungi, Basidiomycota, Agaricomycetes, Agaricales, Schizophyllaceae.